Molecule: messenger RNA, 1915 nt
Organism: Sapajus apella (tufted capuchin)
Lineage: Eukaryota; Metazoa; Chordata; Mammalia; Primates; Cebidae
Gene: TMEM44
Product: transmembrane protein 44
Source: RefSeq, a predicted model, not a curated record
GGGUGGGGAGCGCGCGGUCCCGGAAACUUUUCCCCGGCGCCUUCGCAGCCGCCGCCCGCGUCCGGGAGCGCGCCCUUCUCUGCCCGCGGUCAGUGCGGUCGGUGCGCUCGGCCAGGACCGCUGCGGCAGAACUGAACCCAGAAAAGCGGGCUCGGGGCGGCCGGCGCUCGCGGCUGCCUGCGGCGGGGGAGGCUGCGCCCAGGUCCCCAGCCCCGCGGAGCGCGCCCAGCCGCGCCAUGGGGGAGGCGCCCAGCCCCGCGCCCGCGCUCUGGGAUUGGGACUACCUGGACCGCUGUUUCGCCCGCCACCGCGUCUGCAUCUCCUUCGGCCUGUGGAUCUGCGCCUCCUCCUGCUGGAUCGCCGCCCACGCGCUGCUUCUCUAUCUGAGAUGUGCAAAGAAAUCCAGACAGGACCAGUCACCACUGUGUGCUGCGUGCUGCCUCCUGACCAGUCUGUGCGACACCGUGGGGGCCAUUCUGGCCAGACAGCUCACAAUCCAGGUCUUCACGGGUGCCUACCUCGCAGCUAUUGACUUAGCGAACUUCAUGUUCACCCUCUUCCCAGUCUGUGGAUCCAGAUUCAAGUCUAAUUCAGAUUGGGAAGCCCGAGAGAGGAACAGGAGGCGGCAGCUUGGGGCCGGCGUGUUUGCCCUGGCCCUGCCGCUGAGCCUGGGUCCAUGCUGGGCCCUCUGGGUUGCUGUCCCGAAGGAUUCAGCCACCAUCCGGGGGCCGCAGCGGAGGCUGCUGGCGAACCUGCUGCAGGAAAACCCUGAGAUUCUUGGCUACCUUCUGGGUGGCAUUGCUGCCUUCGGCUCCUGGGCUUCUCGGAUCCCCCCUCUCUCCAGAAUUUGCCGGGGAAAGACAUUUCCCUCCAUCCACCUGUGGGCCCGGCUCCUGUCGGCCCUGGCUGGCCUCCUCUAUGCCUCAGCCAUUGUGGCCCACGACCGGCAGCCUGAGUACCUGCUGCGAGCCACACCCUGGUUCCUGACCUCCCUGGGCCGCGCUGCGCUGGACCUCGCUAUUAUUUUCCUUUCGUGUGUGAUGAAGAGCAAGAUGAGACAGGCCUUGGGAUUUGCCACUGAAGCCAGAGAGAGCCCCGACAGCCAAGCCCUUUUGACCUGGGCGGAGAAAGAGGAAGAGGACCAGGAGGUGAGGAAUGAGCACAAGAAUUCGGAUUGGGUGCCUCUCACCACACUGUCACACUGCAAGUCACUGAGGACAAUGACAGCAAUCAGUCGCUACAUGGAGCUGACCAUCGAGCCUGUGCAGCAGGCAGGCUGCAGUGCCACUAGGCUGCCGGGUGAUGGACAGACGAGCACUAGAGAUGCGUCCCUGCAGGAGCCCCCGUCAUACCCUCCCGUUCAGGUCAUCCGGGUCCGAGUGUCUUCCAGUAGCUCCUCCGAGGUCCCCUCCAUCAACUCUGACCUGGAGAAGUAUUGGGAGGCCCUAAACUCGGAGCAGUGGGACCCUGAGGAUGUGAACCUUGAAGGGAGCAAAGACAACGUGGAGAUACUCGGAUCCCAGGUGCACUGGGACUCCGUGAGGACAGCAGACCUGAGUGCUGAUGAUUAACACCUUUGGAGCCAGCUGACCAGCUCAGAGCCCAGGAUCAGGAGUUAUGUUCAGUAAUGCAGUGGGAAUCAAUCUGCACUGACUCCGUGGCAGGAACUGAAGCUGCUGCAGAAGCCGCCCUGGAAAGUGAGGAACCAGGGGCCGCCACUGAGUGUGGCUGGUUGACAUCAUAGCUCAUAAUGGAGCUAAGACUUGUCCUGUGGACAGACCUGGACAGGCCAGCAUUUGUUCUGAAGAUUACAAGUUUACAGACAGCGCUUGCUUUGUAAAGAUAAUCCAAAGGACAUUGGACCCACUUUUCCCUUUAUUCCCUUGAGAUUCGGCCAUAAACUGAAUACCUGCUA